Messenger RNA from Paraphaeosphaeria sporulosa, 834 nucleotides. RefSeq names its product phosducin. The transcript is spliced from 3 exons. Gene Ontology annotation, biological process: regulation of G protein-coupled receptor signaling pathway. The coding region runs from base 1 to 834 and encodes 277 amino acids. NCBI's taxonomy places the organism in Eukaryota, Fungi, Ascomycota, Dothideomycetes, Pleosporales, Didymosphaeriaceae. The record is from RefSeq and is a predicted model, not a curated record.
AUGACUUCAUCUGCCGCCCAGCAAGAAUACAACGAACUGUUCCGCGACAAAGACGUAGACACACGCCAUCCCGAAGAUAGAGACAACGAUAGUGACCGCGACGAGCCCACCAAGGAAGAGCACUAUUACGAGCACGACGACCCCGCCGACGACACCGACGAAGAGCUCGGUCUCACAGAGCCCUCCGCCAUGCGUUCCAAUAACUACGUGCUGCCCUCGAUCCGCUCCGAGGCCAACACCGGGCCCAAGGGCGUCAUUGCCGACGCCGCCGCCUUCGAGAAGGCCAAGAAGCAGGCCCGCCGCUUCACCUGGAAGAAGAACCAGCAGCCCACAUCCUACACUGUCACCGCCUACCACGACGAGAAGCUUUCAGACGACGAUGAGGAGGACAGCUUCAUGAAGCAGUGGCGCGAGGCACGGUUGCGGGAGCUACAGAACGCCGGCCAGCGGAUACGGUCUCGCACAACGAGCCCUGCCCGCCGCAUAUACGGCAACAUGCCAGCUGUCGACGGCGAGGGCUUCCUCGAGGCCAUCGAGAAGGUCGCCCGCGACACCGUGGUCGUGGUCUUCAUCUACGACCCCACAUCUGAGAUCUCCGCCAUGAUGGAGGAGCAGAUGCGCGAAGUAGCAAGACGCAACGACACCACCCGCUUCGUCAAGCUCCACUAUGAGGACGCUGAGAUGGAAGUCGCCGGCGUACCCGCCGUCAUUGCCUACAGGAACGCCGACAAGUUUGCCGGCCUGGUGCCGCUGAUGGAUGAGUUCCCCGAGGACUCUGAACUCACAGCCGUGAGCAUAGAAACAAUCUUCAGGCGCCAUCGCAUUCUAAAUUAA